Molecule: messenger RNA, 1322 nt
Organism: Paramecium pentaurelia
Lineage: Eukaryota; Ciliophora; Oligohymenophorea; Peniculida; Parameciidae
Source: the annotation of a GenBank genome assembly
AUGUAAAAGAGAUAGUCUCAUAACAAAAUACCAUCAGAAGUUGUAUAAUCUAAUAACUAUUACAUUAUGCCAAAAUCACUUCGGUAUUUAAUUGUUCUAAUAAAUUAAAGAUCAUCAUAGACUUCUGCUGAUAAUUUAGAGAUCAAAAAGGUUUAAUCCACAACUAAUGUUGAUUAAUUUGAACCACUCUAUAAUCCUGAAAAACUAUUAAUGAAUACACAUUAAUAAAAUAAAGUUUAUUAAUCCAAUUAGGAAUUACAAUAAGCAUUACACUAUUCUUAAUAAAACAAUCAAUAUCUAUCUCGUUAUCAUUAAUAAUUACUAUAGAAUAAUGUGGAUCUCUAAAGUCUUUAUAAUAAAUCAGAAAUGGAAAAUAAAAAAUUAUUAAAUGAAUUUAAAUUAUUGUAAAAUAGAAUUUCACUAAGAGAAAACGAAUUAAAGUAAGCUUAAGAGAAUGGAGUUGAAUAUAUUAAGGAUAUAGCAUAAUUAAAGAUUUAGAUAUAAAAAGUAUUUUAAUUGUGUUUAUAAAAAGCUUAAUUCUACAUUGACUAAAUUAACUGAAGAAAAUGAAUAAUUUAAAGAAUAAUUAAAUGUAACAGGAACUUAGACUUUAUUAUUAGAAAAAGGAUUAUCUAGUAGAAGAGAUCUUAAUUAAUAAAAUGAGUUUAAUUUUAGUGGAUCAAGAUAAUCUGAAAAUUCUCGAUAAUAAUAAUCUUAAAAAGAUUCAAAUAUAUAAAUUAAUUCUAUAAUAACUCAUGAUAAUAUUUCAAACUAUUAAAAUUAAAUACUACAAUAUUAAAAAGAAUUAACUGAAAAAAAUCUAUUAAUAGCCAGUUUACAAUAAUAAGUUAAAAAUUUAACUGAGUUUUAAAGACAGUUAAUGACUAAAUCACCUAAAAAAUUAUAAAAUAAAGGAAUAAAAAGUUAAAUUUAAUCAAGUCCUUAAUAAACACCUAUAUAAACAUUACGAAAUAAUAAUGAUAGUUAAAUAAUGAGUAAUAAAAAUCUUUUACAAUUAAUUGAUGAAUAAUAAAAACCUAAUUUUUAACUACAUAGAACAAGAUAAUCAGAUGAAUUUGAUGUAAAAUAAACAUUUAUCAUAAUCAGGUUGCACCAAGUAUCAAAUCAUCAAUAACGAAUUCAAAGAGUAAAUAAGAAUUGUAAUAGAUUUAUAAGAAAAUUAAUUAAUCGACCAUAUAUACUGCAGGUUUAUAUUCAAGUUUGUUAGAUUAUUAAUAUCUAUCUAAUGUAAUUAUAUUAAUUUAUAUUAUUAGAUUAAAUUAUUGAAUUCUUCAUGUACAAAAGAUACAUUAUAACAUUGA